This is a messenger RNA of Oncorhynchus mykiss (rainbow trout), 1616 nucleotides long. RefSeq names its product sugar transporter SWEET1. Gene Ontology annotation, cellular component: membrane. Gene Ontology annotation, molecular function: sugar transmembrane transporter activity. The record is from RefSeq and is a predicted model, not a curated record. Gene Ontology annotation, biological process: carbohydrate transport. Lineage: Eukaryota; Metazoa; Chordata; Actinopteri; Salmoniformes; Salmonidae.
UGCAACAGAAUUGGCGAAAGGAAUACGCCCCUGAUUACAAACACGGAACUACAGUGUCGUUAGAACGACGUCAACGUUGAGUCGCUGAUGCAGAUGUCAACUAUUUGCACGAUAGCUGAUUUGAUAUUCAUAGCGAAAUUACUCACAAUUUAGACACAUACCUAGCUAUCUAGGUAGUGCUCCACAUAUUCCCCUUUCCGAUCUAUGGAGUUUUUGCAGUUUCUAUCAUGGGCGUGCAUCGUAUUUACAGUCGGGAUGUUCUCGACUGGACUGACGGACCUGAAGAAGAUGAGAGCUUCCAAAAGUGCAGAUAACGUCCAGUUCCUCCCCUUCCUCACCACAUGCCUCAAUAACCUGGGCUGGCUGUAUUAUGGGAUACUGAAGACGGAUGGGACUCUGGUCCUGGUUAACACCAUAGGAGCCUGUCUACAGUCCCUCUACAUCCUCUCCUACUGCCACUACACCAAUGACAAGAGGCGAGUGACCUCUCAGACAUUACUAGCAGGAGGAGUGGUCUGUGGAGGCUGGCUGUACUUCAGUGUUGUCCUGCCUCAGGGAGAGUCUCAGCUGGCCCAGCUAGGUCUCACCUGCAGCCUGUUCACUAUCAGCAUGUACCUGAGUCCACUCGCUGACCUGAUGGAGAUAGUGCGUACUGGUAGUGUGGAGCGUUUGUCCUUCUCUUUGACUGUAGCUACCUUCCUCACCUCAACAUCCUGGACGCUCUAUGGACUACAGCUGCAAGACUACUAUAUCAUGGUUCCAAACACGCCAGGCAUUGUGACCAGUCUCAUCCGGUUCUUCCUGUUCUGGAGAUUUGCAUCUGUCAAUCAAGGCGUGCCAUCCUAUAAGCUCAUCGAAAUCUAAGUGGCUGGAGACUCACACCAAUGGUUACAAGGGAGAGAGAAAACAGGCUUCUUGACCCUAUCAUGGUCAGGCUGUCAAUCACUGAUAUUGUUACUCAUAUUGUAAGUGAUUCAUGAUCACUCCUACCCACCAGGGGUUUAAGAACACUUUCUCCUCUCAAGGCAGAAGCUGUCCCUAAUCACAGAUCUAGGAUCAGAGUACCCUAGCAAUGGGGGGAUGAAAAAUGAUGAAUAAAUAUCUGACCCUGUAUCAGUGGUUAGGGGCAUCUUCCUCGUCUUUCUCCCUCCACCACUUCCUUUUUGUGCCUUCUGUACUAGUCUGGGACAUCAUUACUGAGAACUCAACCAUGGGUGGGACAGUCCUGCCCUGUCAAUCACAGCAGUCUCUGUUACCCAGUGGGAGGUUUUUUGCUCAGCAUCAAUGCGCUGCUAUUGGUUGAAUCGCUCUAACUAACAGGGCAGGAUGAUCCCGCCUCUAGUGGGGUUUGAGAACCCCUCACCUUUAUAGUUGACUUGUCUGUCCUCAUCACUAUGGUACCCUGUGAACUAGGGGUGAACAACUGUUCCUGGUAGCCACAGUAUCUGCUGGGUUGUUAUCCUUCUCUUUUAACUAGACGUACAGUGCAUUUGGAAAGUUUUCAGACUCCUCGAGUUUUUCCACAUUUUGUUACGUUAUUCUAAAAUGUAUUAAAUUGUUUCUUUUCCUCAUCAAUCUACACACAAUAUCCCAUAAUGACAAAGCAAAGAGGUUUA